AUGAGAGAGGGGGUGGAGGGAAAGCUGACUCCCUCUGCCUUUCAGAAGGAGAUGUCUCUCACCAUCAAGCAGAGGCUGGCCAGCACUCAGGAGAUGAAUCUGCCCCAGGUUGUCCAGCUUCAAGACAAGAGCAAGACCUCCAUUACAAGGAGGACUCAGGGCUCUGUCACUCCAGCAGCUGGCCUGGAUCACAGCUCACCUCAGCCUUGCCCACCAGAGGUGAUGUUUCACAACUACAGCCCUGCUGAGGUCUGUGAAGUGCCACUGGCUCUGAGGAGCAGGGACGAGGAUUAUUUCCACCAGCUCCUCUGCACCACUGAAAGGGAAGAGUUCAUUGUGCCAAUUUGUGCCAUUGUUUCCUGUGCCAUCCUGGACUCCCCUGGCCAGCUGGACUUCUCACUCUGUUGGGUCAAGUGCAGCACCCUGAAGGCUCUGCUGGUUGGAAACCAGGGCAGCUCAUUGCCAGCUGAGCACCCAGAGGUGAGGCAGUAUCACAGGAUAUAUCAGCAGCAAAGGCAGAAGUUGUAUGGUUUUCUGAAGGAGCGUGAAGUGGACAUCACUUGCCGAGAACGCCUUGCUCUUCUCAACCACACCUUCCAGAGUGAGAUAACAAAGAUCAGAGGAGAUCCCAUGCUGUUAGAGGAUGACAUUUUCUCCCUUGAGCCGAAGGAGGGUGAGAUCAGGCCGAAUUGCUCGGCUGAAAUCAGCGUGUUCUUUAAGCCCCAAGAAACCCAGGUCUAUAAUCAAGCAGUUUACUGUGGCAUCUCAGGCCGUGAGAACAGGCUGCCCCUGCUCCUCAAAGGGGAAGGCCUCGGGCCCCGGGUCCAUUUCCACUUUGAGGAAAUGAACAUCGGGGAGGUUUUUAUCAGAGCAACCCACAGAUAUGAGGCAUACCUGAUCAACGAUGGGCCUAUUGAGGCUCCCUUCAAACUCAUCCCUCCAACUACAGCCAUGGGCUCCUGCUUCACCUUCCUGCCCCAGGAGGGCAUCGUGGCACCAGAGGAGGUCCAGGUCAUCCAGGUCUCCUUCUGUCCCACCAUCCGGGGGGAGUUUGAGGAAGAAUUCUGCUUCCAUGUGACUGAAUGCCCUAAGCCUGUGACCUUCACUAUGAGGGGCUCCGUGAUGGGACCCACUUUCCAUUUUGAUGUGUCCGCCCUGCACUUCGGUGACAUGGCCUUUGGGCUGCUGGUGCCUCAGGCUGGGAAAGGUUCCUGCUGGAGGAUUGAGCCCAGCAAAGGAGUGGUCCCCCCUAAUUCUGAGGUGUCCGUGGCUGUCAUAGCAAACCUGAAUGACACAGUGAAAUUCCAGGAGAAGGUGAAGGUGUUCAUUGAGAACAGCCCUGUGACCAUCGUCUCCCUACAGGCUGUGGGCAUUGGCACCACAGUUGUCACGGACAAACCUCUCGUUCCGAAGCUCGACUUGAAGUCCUGCUUCAGCUUUAGUCGCUGCUUUUACCACUUCCAGCUGACAAACAAAGGCCGCCGCAUCCAGCGGCUGUACUGGAGCACAGAGGGGUUCCACACCUUCCACCGCAGCUCUCGGGCCCCUGCCCCCACUGGCACCAAGGGCAAAGGUGCUCCCCAAAUCCCCAGGCCUGGCAGCCCCGUGUUCAAGCUGUCACCAAUGCAGGUGGAGCUGAGGCCGGGCCAGACGGUGGACAUGAUGCUGGAAGGCUGCUCCAGCACUGUCCAGGAGGUGAAGGAGCAGCUGGUGUGUCACGCUGUGGUGGGGAAAGAGACAACAAAGAAACAGAUCCUGCAAGUGGAUGUCAUCUGCAACUUCAUUUGCCCUGAAGUGCAAAUAUCCCCCAGAGCCAUCGCUUUCCGUGUGGAAAAGAAACCCAGUGAUGUCCUGACACUGCAGUACCAGCCGCUGACAUUAAAAAACACCAGCUCCCUGCCAUUCAGCAUUGUGCUGGACUUGGAGCAGCCCUUCCAGAUCUGCAAUGUGAAGCGGAAGCCCCUCCCUGCAAAUUCCCAGCCUUUGAGAGUGGAUGUAGGGAAGGAACUUCAUCUCUGCAUCCGGUUUAACCCAGCUUAUAAGAACAAUAUGAUCAGCUGGGUGGUAAAGAAGGUUCUCAGGGGUCUGCUCAUGAAGGUGCUGUGCACCAAGAACGGGCACACAAAAAACUUGUUGGAAUUUGAUGAGGCCCAGGUGGAAAUGGGCCGCAGUGGCUGA
This is a messenger RNA of Camarhynchus parvulus, 2178 nucleotides long. It is a transcript of the gene HYDIN, whose product is annotated as HYDIN axonemal central pair apparatus protein. Gene Ontology annotation, biological process: cilium movement; axonemal central apparatus assembly. The coding region runs from base 1 to 2178 and encodes 725 amino acids. The record is from RefSeq and is a predicted model, not a curated record. The transcript has 18 exons. Gene Ontology annotation, cellular component: axoneme. NCBI's taxonomy places the organism in Eukaryota, Metazoa, Chordata, Aves, Passeriformes, Thraupidae.